This is a messenger RNA of Linum trigynum, 3489 nucleotides long. Lineage: Eukaryota; Viridiplantae; Streptophyta; Magnoliopsida; Malpighiales; Linaceae. The record is from the annotation of a GenBank genome assembly.
GAUGUUAUUGGCAAAUUUCACCUAACUGGAAGAGAAUUGAGAAGUGGAGGAUUGGAAGUUCCAUCAAUUUAAAGUUUGAAUACGGUCCAUCCAAAAUCUGGAAUUCGCUGAAUUCCUUAGCUCGAAGGAAUUAAACAAAAUUCCACUACUCAAUUCCUUUGUCCAGAAAACCUGUUAGUUGAUUAUAAUAUUUUUGAGUUGUGUUAAUUUGAAUUAAAUACCAAAGUUGUAGUGUUAUUCUUAUCCAAAAAUAGUUAUGUCAAAAUUCUCAUACCUGUCGAUUCAGAUGUGCAAACCAACAACUUACGCAUAUAUUGCAUGGAAAUUCAUGUGAAUUAAUUUUGUAGCGAAUUACUUGCAGGGUUGUUUUCCUUUAUUUUUCCCCUGUUUCUGAACAAGAGAAGGCCAAAAAAUAAAGGGUGAGGGCUGUUAAAAACAAAACAAAACUAGAGGAGCAGAAAAAAAAGAGGUGGCAGUUUGUGAGUUAGUUUGAUUGAGGACCAGGCCAAUAUUCUGUUCGUUCAGUUUUUUUUCUUCCCCAAGCUCCCGUUUGGGAUAUUUGUCUUAUUUAAAUACGCUAGCUUCCCAAACACCAACAAACAUCAAUCAUCCCUCCAUUGCGAAGGAAAGAGGAAACCAGGGGAAGAAAAGCAGAAGAGGGGAAAGCUAGAGGAGAAGAAGAAGAAGAAGAAGAAAAUGUCGAGGAAGGUGGCGGAGAAGGAGUACCAACAAGUGGUUGUGGCCGUGGACAAAGAUAAAGGAAGCCAGCAUGCUCUGAAAUGGGCAACCGAUCAUCUCCUCAGCAAAGGCCAUACCAUUGUUCUCCUUCACGUCAAACACCGACCGUCUUCUUCUUCUUCUUCAUCGUCUUCCUCUUCUGCCUCUUCUUCUGGUCCUGCUGCUCUCGACGACGAUAAUAGAGUCCCGAUUGAUGGCCAAGCCAGAGAGCUUUUGCUUCCUUUCCGCUGCUUCUGCACCCGUAAAGAUCUAAAAUGCAACGAAGUUGUUGUGGAGGAUUAUGACAUAGCCAAAGCAAUCGUCGACUACGUGAAUGCGAAUUCCGUUGAUGUCGUGGUGCUCGGCAGCCCUUCACGAGGCGGCCUCGUUAGAAAGUUCAGGGUGACAGAUGUUCCAAGCAAUGUCUCGAAAUUGGCACCAGAUUUCUGUACCGUUUAUGUUAUUGGCAAAGGAAAGAUCUCAUCAGUGAAAGCCGCUACCGCACCUGUCCCUGCACCGCCUAGACCUAUUGCUGCUGCUGCUGCAGCCUCUCCAGGCCCAGGUUUCUCAAUUCCUGAUCCUGCUUCCAGGGGUUACCAAAGAGCAGAAAGAUCACUUUACCCGCCAGGCUAUCAGAAUGAAGAUGAUUUCAUUAGGUCGCCGUUUGCAAGAGGAAGAGCUUCAAUAGCAAAACUAGCCGAAUCGCCAAUGCCGGAUUCCGACAUCUCUUUCGUCAGCAGUGGAAGGCCGAGCCUCGACUACCACUUUGCAUCCAUGAGCGACGGGGAUGCGCCAAGGCUCUCGACCGGCUCGGAUUUCGACACCAGAAGCACCGGAUCCUCCUACUCAGGAAAUCGGUCCCUCGACCUUUCAUUCCAGGAAAACAUGGAAGCCGAGAUGAGAAGGCUGAGACAAGAGCUGAAGCAAACGAUGGAGAUGUACAGCUCAGCUUGCAAGGAAGCUCUCUCAGCGAAACAACAAGCCAGGGAGCUUCAUCGGUGGAGAAUGGAGGAAGAGCAGAGACUCGAAGAGGCGAGAAUCAGCGAAGAACAGGCACUGGCUCUCGUCGAGAAGGAAAAGGCCAAAUGCAAAGCAGCACUCGAGGCAGCCGAAGCCGCCGAGAAGAUCGCCCAAUUCGAAGCACAGAAGAGACGAGCCGCAGAAUUGAGAGCCAUACAAGACGCCGAGGAGAGAAAGAGAGCCGGCAAUGGACUGUCCCAUGGCGGCGGAUGCGCUGCUGAUAUUCGGUACAGGAGAUACGAAAUCGAAGAGAUCGAGUCUGCAACCAAGGACUUCGCAAACAAUUUGAAAAUCGGAGAAGGCGGGUACGGCCCCGUGUACAGAGCUCAUCUCGAUCACACACCCGUCGCCAUCAAAGUCCUCCGGCCCGACGCAGCUCAGGGAAGGUCUCAGUUCCAACAGGAGGUGGAAGUCUUGUGCUGCAUUCGCCAUCCAAACAUGGUGCUCCUCCUCGGAGCGUGCCCCGAAUACGGCUGCUUGGUCUAUGAGUACAUGGCCAACGGUAGCUUGGAAGACAGGCUUUUCAGAAGAGGGAACACCCCGCCUCUUUCGUGGCAACUAAGGUUCCGAAUCGCAGCAGAAAUCGCCACGGGCCUACUGUUCCUCCACCAGACCAAGCCCGAACCGCUGGUCCAUCGUGAUCUCAAGCCCGGCAACAUCUUGCUGGACAGGAACUUCGUCAGCAAGAUCAGUGACGUAGGUCUGGCGAGGCUCGUCCCUCCGUCGGUCGCUGACUCGGUGACCCAAUACCGGAUGACAUCCACGGCCGGAACGUUCUGCUACAUCGACCCGGAGUACCAGCAGACGGGAAUGCUGGGGGUGAAAUCGGAUAUCUAUUCGCUAGGCGUGAUGCUGCUCCAGAUCAUCACUGCCAAGCCGCCGAUGGGGCUAACCCACCACGUCCAAAGGGCGAUCGACAAGGGAACGUUUGAAGACAUGCUCGACCCUACCGUGCCAGACUGGCCCGUGGAGGAGGCGUUGAGGUUUGCCAGGCUGGCCCUUCAGUGUGCCGAAUUGAGAAGGAAAGACAGGCCGGAUUUGGGGAACGAGGUGUUGCCGGAGCUCAACAGGUUGAGAAUGUUGGCCGAUGAGAAUGUGUCUCCUGCUGCUGCUGGCGGGUUCAGCUAUGGUACUGGGAGCACAGGGAGCUCGCCUUUGAAUAGUCAGAGUAGUCAGGAUGUGUUCAGUGAUCUUCAGUCUGGUUAUGAUAGCUCCAGAAGCCGGUCUAGUACCUCUUCCUACGGCGGCAGAAGAUGAUGAUGAUGAUGAUCAGACUUUCCAACGACAAUGGAGGAGCUGGAAUAUAUAUUGUAGUUUGUUCUGACGACACUGGAUUAUGUACAGGGGGAAGUAUAGUUUGGUUCAUGAAUUUUAUGUUCCAAAAUGUACCGCCUAUAAACGUGAAUAUAAGCCAUGUUUCAUGGAUGAAUACAAUGAUUGAUAUUUCUUCCUAGUAACUCUAUACGAUCAUGCUAAUUCAUAAUAUUGAGAACAAAGAGAAAGAGGUACACUAGAGUUGCAUCGCGAAUCGCUCCAGGCAAUUUUAUCUCCCAAGUACUGAUCCUCCAUAGCAUCAUAAAGGUGAUCUUCAAUAACACCAUCCACAUUCUUCUGCAUAUUCGCUCCAUAUCUCAAUUUGUCUUCUCCGGUACUCCCUACAAAUUGGUGAGUACAUAUCUAUAACUCCCGGUUUAUCCAACAAAUAACUAAAUUUGUAUUGAGUUAACCCCUCAAUUAAUAGAUCAAUCAAUU